Molecule: messenger RNA, 3364 nt
Organism: Acanthopagrus latus (yellowfin seabream)
Lineage: Eukaryota; Metazoa; Chordata; Actinopteri; Spariformes; Sparidae
Gene: slc52a2
Product: solute carrier family 52 member 2
Exons: 4
Coding region: 382-1689 (435 amino acids)
Biological process (GO): riboflavin transport
Cellular component (GO): plasma membrane
Molecular function (GO): riboflavin transmembrane transporter activity
Source: RefSeq, a predicted model, not a curated record
CUUGUGUCCACUGACCAAUAUACAAAAAAAGUGAUGGCCAAAAGGAAUAUGUUAAUACAGCCAAAAAUAAUUAAAAAGCACCAUGUUUGAAUAAAAGACGUACCAACAGCGGUAGAUCACUCAUAUGGGUUCACAAUUUGUGUGUUUCAUGAGCAAACCAUACGUACGUAACAGUGACGGUAUUGAUUACAUACGUAAAAUAGGAAUUUACGAGGUGUACCUGAAGGCAACUGAAGGGGCGGGAACUUUGCGUAAGUGUCCACCAUUCUUCAGGUCCAGGCAGCGUGUGGAGCAAUACACAGUCACUGUCUGGUCAACCCAAACAAAGUCAAACGGGUCACCAGUACUUUCUUUGUUGUGUUGGCCCGGUUCAGCGGUACCAUGUGCGGUAGCUGGUGGAGCAGUGCGGCGGUGACCCACGGGCUGAUAGCCCUGUUCGCCAUGGGCUCCUGGAUUUCCGUCAACAGUCUGUGGGUCGAGCUCCCGGUGGUUGUCAGCGUGCUGCCCGAAGGAUGGAACCUGCCCGCCUAUCUCUCAGUGCUGAUAGCUUUUGGCAACCUCGGCCCAAUUGCAGUGACGAUCACGCACCACUGUGCUCCAGGACGUUUGAACGAACGCCUCGUCAUCCACUGCAUCCAGCUGCUGGCAGUGGCAGCGUCGGCUCUGCUGGCCGUCUUCUGGUCACACACCGUCACCAUAGCUGGAGAACAAAGGUCACUGCCCUUCCUGCUCUUCACCUUCGUGCUGUCUUUGGUUUGCUGCACAUCCAACGUCACCUUCCUGCCAUUUAUGUUUCGUUACCCUCCUCAGUAUAUUAGGACUUUCUUCAUCGGUCAGGGUCUCAGUGCCUUGUUCCCGUGUGUCGUGGCUUUAGGACAAGGUGUCGGCAAGCUGGAGUGUAAAACUGUGAAUGGCACCGUGAAGCCACAUCAUUUAAAAGAAAACUUUCCGGCACAGAACUUCUUUGCGUUCUUGUGCGUCAUGCUGUCGAUCUCAUGUCUGAGUUUCUGGGCUUUAACACAAAGACAGACAGAGUCACAGGAAGAGGCACCGCCAGAGGAGUCCGGAGGGAAAAACGUAGAUGAAACACACCCGCUGCAGAACGGAGGGACGCCGGUGUCUGAGGAGCAGACGCCGUCGGAGGAACAGCCUCCUGCUGCGAGGUUCUGGACGCAGCGGAACAUCUACCUGCUGUUACUGCUCGCUAUCUCCAAUGCCCUCACUAACGGGGUCCUGCCAUCUGUGCAGAGUUUCACCUGUUUGCCCUACAGCACCAUGACCUUUCACCUCUCUGUCGUCCUGGGCAACAUAGCAAACCCACUGGCCUGCUUUCUAGCUAUGUUCGUUAUUCUGAGGUCCUCAGCUGGUUUGGGCUUCUUGUCGUUGGGAGGAGGAGUAUUUGCAGCAUAUCUCAUGGCGUUAGCAGCACUCAGCCCCUGUCCGCCACUCCUGGGAAACCCUUCUGGUGUGGCUUUAGUGGUCAUCUCCUGGAUUAUAUUCACCGGCCUCUUCUCCUAUGUGAAGGUGGUGAUUGGGACUUUGCUUCACGAGGCCGGUCACGCUGCGCUGCUGUGGUGCGGCAUCUCUAUCCAGGCCGGCUCCCUGAUCGGAGCCCUCACCAUGUUCCCUCUGGUCAACGUCUACCACGUGUUCGCCCGGGCUCAAGAAUGUGUGGAUAACUGCAGUUAGCAGGAGUGAGAUAUGUACUGUUUUUAUGAAUUCUGCUUUUUAUAGACACAGUUGCCAUUCAUUGGUGACAAAGAGGACUUUUUCAACCCUGUUUUGGGUUUCCGUUUUCCUGAGUGAAGCAGCAGAUCUGUCUUCUUGGCCUCAUCAUUCAUGCCACCAAUGAGGCUUCUUCUCCUGAUUCAGAGGCCUCUGAGCCCGUGAGAGUAAAAACAUUCCCACCAGAUAAUGGGAGCAUUGUGUUGCUGCACAUUGGCCAAGGGGAUGUAAAGUGCAGUAAAACCACAAGUGCUUUGUGGUAUUUUAUAAUUAAUCUCUGUUGUUAAAGUUGUUUACAGUUGCAAAAACAGCAGCUGAUUAUUUUCCCACUACAUCAAACCACGUGAGAAGACUCAGGGACACACAAACUAAUUCAUCCACAUGGGUUACUCCCGAAUCUAAUUCAUAUAAAACAUCCACACAGUUAGGACCCUGUUCACACGUACACUAGUAUUGCAUUAACACCAAAACACUCAUGUUUUAGGUCACUUUUAUCAAGAACUCUAACAGAAGCCCCUUCAUUUCUGAACUGGGCUUUUAUUUUGAAACAUAAAGAGGAACAUGGAUUUGUGACGGAGAUCGUUUUGGUUUUUAACACUUGUCUGUGUGGACGAAGACUUAAUUGCUACUACAACCCCAUCCCUACACUUUUUUAAAUUUUUUUUAUUUAUAUCAGUUACACUGGGAUUCAAAAAAGUUGGGGCGCUAUGUAAACAGAGUUCAGUCAUUUAGAUUCAAACUUUUCUUCUUUUCAAAUUGUUUUAAUUUGAAUAUAUGAAGGAAGACCGUUCUGUUGUAUUUUCUUUUACAGCACUUCAACUUUUUUAGAAUCCAGGUUGUUCUAUUGUCACCUACCUCUUCCCUUUGCUUCCAUGUAAGCAUAAAACAUCAUUAUAUUCACAGUUUCAUCAGAGACUGAUAGGCAGUUCAGUUUUGCUGCAGUCAGUAUUGUUCAUUUUGAAUAAAUUAACUAUAAACAUACAGUUCAGAGAUGCAGUGACAUUCCCUGAUUUCAUGCCAAAAUCGUUUUUUCUGUGCCUGAAAAAUCUCUAAAUAAGACUCAGCUUUUAACACAUUUAAGUUGAAUGUAAAAGUCCACUUUCGAUUUGAGGUUUUUCAUAAUGUUUUAUACAAACAUUUAGUGUUAUUUUCUUGUCAUUUUGGAUUUGCCUUCAUUCCAAACAUGCAGUAAUGUUAAGUUACAUUAAGGGAACAAUAUCUGGCCUUGAUGAGCUGUAAAGUAACGGGUGAUUAGUUUUGCUGAACAAGGGAUUGUGUCACCUCAGUCUUUGAAAUAAUCGUAAUGAUAUGUAUGUUUAAUUUGCACUAAUAAUGUGUAAUGUAAUUUUAAUUAAACAUGCUGCUACAGUACAUCAGCUCACACACUUCAAAAGGUUUACAGAGGAAGAAUAUCAGUAAACGUUGCCUUAACUUAAUGCUGGUAAUCCUGCUUUUUUAAAAAUUGAUCUGAUUUCAAACGACUGAUUAAUGUGAUUGGUUGUGAUUUUUUGUCGCUGUUGUUUGUUUGUUUGUUUGUUUUUUAAAGCUGAUUAUCAUGCAUACAACAUGUGACAUGAAAUUGUUGAUGACUACGUUGUAAAAUGACUGGUUAACAAUAAAGCCUUGUUGAAAAUGUCCU